CGCAACACACGAAUUAAUAAUAAUGUCAACUCAGCAGCAGCAACAGCAAUAGUUAAACCACAAUCAAUUAAUUGCUAAGAAUCGUCAAAAACAACACUCGUUCUCAAUUGAACACAAUCAACGCAAUGGAUUUCACGACCUUCGUGAAUCCUUCAAAUGGCGGCGCCUCAAACAACGAAAAUGAAACGGAAACAGCAAAGAAAUUGCAAUUCUGGAAACAUGUCGAGUACAUUGAGAAUCAUGGUAAACAGGAGGAUGACUUCGAGUAUUGUAUGACCGAGUUUCUGCGCAUGUCCGGCAUCUAUUGGGGCGUCACAGCACUGGACAUUAUGGGCCAGCUGGAUCGCUUGGAUCGCCAGUCUAUCAUUGAGUUCGUCAAGCGUUGUCAGUGUCCCACAAGCGGUGGCUUCUCACCCUGCGAAGGUCACGAUCCACACAUGCUUUAUACGUUGUCUGCGGUGCAAAUCCUUUGCACCUAUGAUGCCCUCAACGAGAUCGAUUGUGACGCUGUGGUGCGUUAUGUGGUGGGACUGCAGCAGCCCGAUGGCAGCUUCUUUGGCGACAAGUGGGGCGAAGUCGAUACAAGAUUCAGUUUUUGUGCCGUGGCCACAAUGACACUGCUGCAGCGACUGGAGGAGAGCGUGGAUGUCGAGAAGGCGGUUAAGUUUGUGAUGUCGUGUUGCAAUCAAACUGAUGGAGGCUUCGGCUCCAAACCAGGUGCUGAGUCACAUGCCGGCCUCACCUAUUGCUGCGUGGGUUUAUUGUCGCUGACACAGCGUUUGCAUCUUCUGGACGUGGACAAACUAGGCUGGUGGCUCUGCGAGCGUCAGUUGCCUUCAGGUGGCCUUAAUGGACGACCCGAGAAGCUGCCCGAUGUCUGCUAUUCGUGGUGGGUGCUUUCAUCGUUGACCAUUAUGGGUCGAUUGCAUUGGAUUAGCUCGGAGAAGCUGCAGCAAUUCAUUCUGUCAUGCCAGGAUUUGGAAACGGGAGGUUUCUCUGAUCGCACUGGCAACAUGCCUGAUAUAUUCCAUACGCUGUUUGGCAUUGGUGGCCUCUCGUUGCUGGGCCAUCCAGAUCUGAAACUCAUCAAUCCCACGCUAUGCAUGCCACAAUACAUCAUCGAUAGAUUGGGCAUCAAGCCGCAACGUCUGACGCUGGCGUAGACACAACACGAUAUUAGUACGAAAGCUAAAGCCAAUGUUAAAUAUGAUUAAAAUAUUUUAAAGAGCAGGCGCCUUUUCCAAAAACAUCCUUUGUAAUCUUCUCUUCUACAUACUGCACAUUUUUUGUUUGUUAUGCAUUUAUAAAACUCGUAUAAGCAAUAUGAUAAAUUCAUAUAUUUAUACAUAACAUAUUAAUAGAGCCUCUCUAAGUAAAGCGUGUACAAUAUUUCUUGUAUUAUGUAGAGAAAAAAAUGAAAUAAAGACACUAUUUUAUUAUUGCAUGCGGAUCAAAAGAAUAAAUA
Messenger RNA from Drosophila nasuta, 1465 nucleotides. It is a transcript of the gene RabGGTb, whose product is annotated as geranylgeranyl transferase type-2 subunit beta. Bases 126 to 1163 code for a protein of 345 amino acids. The transcript is spliced from 2 exons. Lineage: Eukaryota; Metazoa; Arthropoda; Insecta; Diptera; Drosophilidae. Gene Ontology annotation, biological process: protein geranylgeranylation. Gene Ontology annotation, molecular function: Rab geranylgeranyltransferase activity. The record is from RefSeq and is a predicted model, not a curated record. Gene Ontology annotation, cellular component: Rab-protein geranylgeranyltransferase complex.